Hippopotamus amphibius kiboko is the source of this 3120-nucleotide messenger RNA. It is a transcript of the gene CD47, whose product is annotated as CD47 molecule. NCBI's taxonomy places the organism in Eukaryota, Metazoa, Chordata, Mammalia, Artiodactyla, Hippopotamidae. Gene Ontology annotation, biological process: positive regulation of phagocytosis; positive regulation of inflammatory response; positive regulation of cell-cell adhesion. The transcript is spliced from 10 exons. The coding region runs from base 285 to 1274 and encodes 329 amino acids. Gene Ontology annotation, cellular component: extracellular exosome; plasma membrane. Gene Ontology annotation, molecular function: thrombospondin receptor activity. The record is from RefSeq and is a predicted model, not a curated record.
AGCCACGAGCCCUGAGGGCGCCGCGUCCACAGCCGCCGGGGCGGGGCGGGGCGGGGCGGGGCGGGGCGAGGCCGAGUGCGCGUGCGCGGCCCGCGAGGGCGGGGGAGCGGGAGCGGGAGUGGGGCGGCGGGAGCGCGCGUGCGCGCGGCGAGGCAGCCUGGGCAGUGGGUCCUGCCUGUGACGCGAGACGGCGGCGGCGGGUCCUCUCCGUAAAGGCGGCGGCGGCGCCUGCUCCGGACACCUGCGGCGGCGGCGGCGGCGGCGACCCCGCGGCGGGCGCGGAGAUGUGGCUCCUGGUGGUGCUGUUGCUGCUGGGCUCGGCGCGCUGCGGUUCAGCUCAGCUGAUAUUUAAUGCAACCAAAUCUGUAGAAUACACCACUUGCAAUCAAACUGUUGUCAUCCCAUGUUUUGUUAGUAACGUGGAGGCGAGGAACAUUGCUGAAUUGUAUGUCAAGUGGAAACUUAAAGGAAAAGACAUUUUCAUCUUUGAUGGAGGUCAGGGAAUGGCUAAGCCCACUCCUGAAUUUAGUAGCGCAAGAAUCUCAGAAUCAGAAUUACUAAAAGGCGAUGCCUCUUUGAUGAUGAAUAAGAAUGAUGCCAUCCCAGGAAACUACACUUGUGAAGUAACAGAAUUAAGCAGAGAAGGCGAAACCAUCAUAGAACUAAAGUAUCGUGUUGUUUCAUGGUUUUCUCCAAAAGAAAAUAUCCUCAUUGUUAUUUUCCCAAUUUUGGCUAUACUUCUGUUCUGGGGACAAUUUGGUGUUGUGACGCUUAAAUAUAAAUCCAGUUGUACGAAGGAGAAAACCAUUUUUCUGUUAGGUACUGGACUAGUGCUCACUGUCAUUGUCAUUGUUGGAGCCAUUCUGUUCAUCCCAGGUGAAUAUUCAACAAAGAAUACUUGUGGACUUGGUUUAAUUGUAAUUCCUACAGCAAUAUUAUUAGUACUUCAGUACUAUGUAUUUGUGAUAGCUACAGGGAUGUCCCUCUUCACCUUUGCCAUAUUGAUCCUUCAAGUACUGGGCUACGUGCUCUCUGUGGUUGGAUUCGGCCUUUGUGUCUCAGAGUGUACCCCAGUGCAUGGUCCUCUUCCGAUUUCAGGUUUGGGUAUUAUAGCUCUAGCAGAAUUACUUGGAUUAGUUUUUAUGAAAUGUGUUGCUUCUGAUCACAAGACUAUACAGCCUCCUAGGAAACCUGUAGAGGAACCCCUUAAUGCAUUUAAAGAAUCAAAAGGAAUGAUGAAUGAUGGUAAGUGUAAAAUGCACCUGCAGUUAUAGGGGGGUUAAAAUAUGGACACUGAAAAGAAAUAAAAUUGCUUCUUUAAAGUAUGGCUUUUUUUUAAAUAAAAGGGACACUGUCAAAUCAUAACGGCCUACAUUUCUUGACUUGUAAAACAUAAAUCUACUCUAUUAAAAGUUGCAAAACUACUAAUAUAAAAGCUGUAGGAUGUCACUUAUCAGACUCUCCAAUAUAUUGCUCAUAACAGAGGAAUUCCUGCUUUUUUUAAAAAACAUUUUUCAUAUGCAGUGUCUGGUGACUGAAACUAAACUCUUCUCCACUUAGAUAAUUUGGCGCAAAUUUUUAUCAUCUUGACAGGGUUUCUUUUGUGCUUGUGUUGGUGAUUUUGUUGCAUUUAACCCAUGGAGCCUUAAUAUCUCUGGGUUCCCAAGCAGGAACUGGGUUCUAAUCUUUUGGGAAUGAUUUUAAAAAAGAGAGAGAAAUGUUUAGUCACUCCAGCUUUUUGGGGGGACUCUGGGCUAAUAACAUAAUUUUCAUUGACUAUUUCAAAGACAUUUAUUAGUUCUUAAAGAUAAAUAAACCUGCGAUAUUGAGUACUAUAAGCAUUCAUUUUGAUUUUACCUUAACAUGUUCUGAUACUUUAGUUCUGUUAGCAUUUUCAUAACUGUUUUCAUUUUAUCAAAACUUCCUAUAUAUACCUUUGAUAAUUACAAUCAUUCCUUGAUCAUGUGAAUAGUCUGCUUUCUAUUUUACUGUUGUAAAGUCUGUGACCUACCUGCUUACCUCUACAUCGAAGUGCAGCAUUUAACUCAAGAGGCUCUAUUCCCCUGAGUGCAAUUAAUUUUUGUAUAAGAUUAAAAACAUGCUGAUUGUGUGUGGUGGACUAAGUUUAAAACAAUGCUUAGACUGUGUUCAGUAAGCAUUCAUAGAAGGAUCCCACUUUUGUAAGUUUGUGUCACAGCCUUUAUUACAAAAAAUGCAUGCUCUGCCAACCACUGCCCUCCUAAAAAAAAGACAUUAGCAGGAAUAUAUUAAAUGACAUUUAAAAAAAGAGCUAGUACCUGAAAGUGUGGCAUGGUUUGUCCAUGUUUACAGUCUGGUGUUCUGUUGUUUUAAUUUCAUUGUUUUUUUUCCUUCUCCUACUGUGGUGUCAUUCUUCUGUAGUUGUAUGGAGAAACUAAACUUCUGCAUUUUCAGAAAACCAGAAGAAGAACCUUGAGUGCCUCUUCUUUGUUAAUUUCCCUUAAGAUGUGACCUUUUUUUUUGCACCAUCGUAUAAGGAGUUAGACAGCAGCUUUUGUGCGUGAAAUCUAUAACAACCUUUGAAAUCCCCUUCAUUUUGCUGAUUUUUAGCUGCUCAGAACUUGUUGGGUUUUUUCCAAUGUCUGUACGGUGGGUGCACUGACAGUGCACCAUGCCCACAGUUUAUUUGCCUUGUCGGUGAGUGAGGUUCCAGUACCCUCUCAGGACCACCGUCCCAUUUCCUCUUUCGCUUAUGCCUGAUCACGUAUUUAAUUCUCUUACAUUAAAUGAGUGAUGUUGAUCUAAAGUGAAAGUGAUAGAAUAUUAUUCUAGGAUCAAUAUCUUCUGCUUUGGAAAAAUCAAAGCCUCUUGGCUUCUCCUCAGUCACCCCAGCAAACGGAGAUUAUCAGAUUUUGUUGCUUUUUAUUUCCAUUUGGCAUUGGCCUUUUACUGACUGCAAUUAAAAAGGCUAAUGAUUUGCCUGGUUUAUGUCUGUGACCUUUUUGCAAAUCUAAGAUUACAUAAUUUUUGUUUAUUUUUAGGUACCGCCUAUCUGAAAUGAUUUUCAAUUUUUAAAAUACAUCAACUUGUUAAGGCAUAGAAAAUAGACAUGCAUAGCAAUUAUAUGUUCAUUUUUCAAUU